AUGGCUACCUUGCCUGCGGAGCCGAGCGCAGGGCCAGCGGCCGGAGGGGAGGCUGCGGCAGCGGCAACUGAGGAGGAGGAGGAGGAAGCGCGCCAGCUCCUGCAGACUUUGCAGGCGGCCGAGGGUGAGGCGGCGGCAGCGGCCGGGACCAGGGCGGGCGAAGCGGCGGCGGGAGCGGAGGGCCCAGGGUCCCCGGGCGUCCCCGGGUCGCCCUCCGAGGCCGCUGCCGAGCCGCCCACGGGCCUCCGCUUCUCGCCCGAGCAGGUGGCGUGCGUGUGUGAGGCGCUGCUCCAGGCAGGCCACGCCGGCCGCUUGAGCCGCUUCCUGGGCGCGCUGCCCCCGGCCGAGCGCCUACGUGGCAGCGAUCCGGUGCUGCGCGCGCGGGCCCUGGUGGCCUUCCAGCGGGGCGAGUACGCCGAGCUCUACCGGCUGCUCGAGAGCCGCCCCUUCCCUGCCGCCCACCACGCCUUCCUGCAGGACCUUUACCUGCGCGCGCGCUACCACGAGGCCGAGCGGGCCCGCGGCCGCGCACUGGGCGCGGUGGACAAGUACCGGCUGCGCAAGAAGUUCCCGCUGCCCAAGACCAUCUGGGACGGCGAGGAGACUGUGUACUGCUUCAAGGAGCGCUCCCGCGCCGCGCUCAAGGCCUGCUAUCGCGGCAACCGCUACCCCACGCCCGACGAGAAGCGCCGCCUGGCCACGCUCACCGGCCUCUCGCUCACGCAGGUCAGCAAUUGGUUCAAAAACCGGCGACAGCGCGACCGGACCGGGGGCGGCGGCGGCGCGCCCUGCAAGAGCGAGUCUGAUGGGAACCCCACCACCGAGGACGAGUCCAGCCGGAGUCCCGAAGACUUGGAGAGGGGGGUGGCCUCAGUGGCUGCGGAGGCCCCGGCCCAGGGCUCCAUAUUCCUGGCUGGGGCCACCCCUCCGGCGCCCUGCCCUGCCUCCUCCUCCAUCCUGGUGAACGGGAGCUUUCUGGCUGCUGGCAGCUCUCCAGCAGUGCUCCUCAAUGGGAGCCCCGUCAUCAUCAAUAGCCUGGCCCUGGGUGAGGCCUCCAGCCUGGGCCCCCUGCUACUCACAGCGGGUGGGGGUGCCCCUCCACCGCAUCCCAGUCCCCAGGGGGCCAGUGAGGCCAAGACCUCCCUGGUCCUGGACCCUCAGACCGGGGAGGUUCGGCUGGAGGAGACGCAGCCUGAGGCCCCUGAGACCAAGGGAGCCCAGGUGGCUACAUCGGGGCCGGCUGGCGAGGAGACCUCAGGGCCCCUGCCCCAGGUGGUGCCUGGCCCCCCAUCAGCUGCCACCUUUCCCCUGCCACCGGGACCGGUGCCUACAGUGGCUGCUCCACAGGUGGUGCCACUCUCCCCACCGCCUGGGUACCCCGCAGGCCUGGGCCCCACCUCCCCACUGUUGAACCUGCCUCAGGUGGUGCCCACCUCACAGGUGGUGACCCUGCCCCAGGCUGUGGGGCCACUGCAGCUGUUGGCAGCUGGGCCAGGCAGCCCCGUGAAGGUGGCAGCUACAGCGGGCCCUGCCAACGUGCACCUGAUAAACUCUGGGGUGGGUGUGACCACCCUGCAGCUGCCUUCAGCCACGACUCCAGGAAACUUCCUCCUGGCAAACCCUGUGUCUGGCAGCCCCAUCGUGACAGGUGUGGCCGUGCAGCAGGGCAAGAUCAUCCUCACUGCCACCUUCCCCACCAGCAUGCUGGUCUCCCAGGUCCUGCCACCUGCCCCCAGCUUGGCCCUGCCCCUGAAGCCAGACACGGCCCUCUCAGUGCCCGAAGGAGCCCUCCCUGUGGCGCCCAGCCCCGCUCUGCCGGAGACCCACGCCCUAGGCACUCUUUCUGUACAGCAGCCACCACCGCAGCCACCGCAGCCACCACCUCCUGCUGCCACCACCACCGCGGUUGCCACCGCCGCUACAGGUCUCCCCUUCUCCCCAGACUCCCCCGGUCUCCUGCCCAACUUCCCAGCACCCCCUCCGCCAGAGGGGCUGAUGCUGUCUCCCGCCGCAGUGCCCGUGUGGCCAGCGGGGCUGGAACUGAGCACAGGAACAGAGGGGCUGCUUGAAGUGGAGAAGGGGCUGGCAACACAGGCCCCCCACACUGUGCUGAGGCUGCCAGACCCCGAGCCUGAGGGGCUGCUCCUGGGGUCCACAGCAGGGGGCGAGGUGGAUGAGGGGCUGGAAGCCGAGGCCAAGGUCCUGACCCAGCUGCAGUCAGUGCCCGUGGAAGAGCCCUUGGAACUGUGA
Messenger RNA from Trichechus manatus latirostris (Florida manatee), 2250 nucleotides. It is a transcript of the gene SIX5, whose product is annotated as SIX homeobox 5. Gene Ontology annotation, molecular function: DNA-binding transcription factor activity, RNA polymerase II-specific; RNA polymerase II cis-regulatory region sequence-specific DNA binding. The record is from RefSeq and is a predicted model, not a curated record. Lineage: Eukaryota; Metazoa; Chordata; Mammalia; Sirenia; Trichechidae. Bases 1 to 2250 code for a protein of 749 amino acids. Gene Ontology annotation, biological process: regulation of transcription by RNA polymerase II. The transcript is spliced from 3 exons. Gene Ontology annotation, cellular component: transcription regulator complex; nucleus.